This is a messenger RNA of Xenia sp. Carnegie-2017, 624 nucleotides long. RefSeq names its product cytochrome c oxidase subunit NDUFA4-like. The transcript is spliced from 7 exons. The coding region runs from base 234 to 515 and encodes 93 amino acids. The record is from RefSeq and is a predicted model, not a curated record. Lineage: Eukaryota; Metazoa; Cnidaria; Anthozoa; Malacalcyonacea; Xeniidae.
AUAAUUCCAGUACUGACAGCUGCUGGAUUUGCUUCUACACUUGGUGUUGUCAUGUUAAUCAGGUCUGCCUUAACAUCUCCAGAUGCCAUAUUUGAUAAGACAAACAAUCCAACGCCAUGGCUGAAUGUCAAGCCAACAGAACAAAUAAAGCUGUAUUCUCCGUCAUUGGACUUCAAAACAUUGAAAACUGAUAGGCCAAAUAUCGACGAUUAAUAUCACACAAAAGAACUCAAAUGUUAAUCCACACAAGGUUAAAACAUCCCGAAGUUUCAGCAAAAAUGUUGUCUAUAUUGAAGAAAAACAAAGAGCUUUAUCCUGUGACAGCAUGUGUUGUGUUUGGAUGUUUCCUUAGCGUAGGAUACUUGUUUAGGAUGGCCUUCCAACAUCCUGAUGCUGCUUGGUACAACAAACGGGAAAAUCUUCCAUGGAACACUGUUGCACACAAUCAGAAAAAAAAGUUCUACUCAACAUUUGAUUAUUCCAAGCUAAAGGAUGAAAGACCAAAAUAUGAAUAAACGCUGUUUCGUAAAUUUUAUGUAUCUUGUUUUCUGCUUUUUUGAAAAUAAUUAAACUGAACUGCUGUUUGAGUUUUCGUUAUAAAUAAAAAAUGUUUGUUUCAAAUUA